CACAGGACUCGUGCAAAGAAGGCCAGCUGAAAUGUUUAAUCAUGAUGGGCAGCAGUAGUAGUGUAUCCACCCUUUUCCAUCAACGAGUAUUAAGGUGUUGGCGAUCAACAUAGCCCCAAUUAGCAAUGGAGAGUAUCUGGCAACUAAUUAAUGAGUGGGAAAUUCAGUUGCUAGUGCUUCUCAGCUUUAUCAUACAAGUGUUCCUUUUCUUUACUGGCAGUCUUCGCCGAUGUAGCAAAAACGGGCUACUUAGGGGCACCAUUUGGAUAGCCUAUUUGGGAGCAGAUGUGGUAGCAGUUUAUGCCCUUGGGUUCCUAUCACGACAAGAGGAUGCCAUCAUGGAAAAUGGCACAUUAAGGAGAACCCACCCCCUAGCUUUCUUUUGGGCGCCCUUCCUCCUCAUUCAUCUAGGAGGACAGGAUACAAUCACUAGUUUUGCAAUAGAGGACAACAACUUGUGGCUGAGGCAUCUAUUGAAUCUGGUAGUUGAGGUGACCCUGGCCUUGUAUGUAUUCUGGAAAUCAACUAUUCGGCGCGAUGUGCAACUUCUUGUUCCCGGCAUAUUUGUAUUUGUUGCAGGGAUUAUCAAGUAUGGAGAACGAACAAUGGCUCUCAGGUAUGGGAACCUUUACAAUAGUAGAUCAGCUGGCAGUUCCUUUUUUAAUGAGAAGACUCCACAGAUGGGUCUAUAUGAUGGAUAUUAUGGUUUUAUCUGCUUUGCAUUGCUAUGGGCUUCAGGAAUCCGAAUGCUGUUUGCAAGGCGUAUGACUGACGACAUAGACAGUCAAUUUGAGAGGCCUGCUCGUAUGAACGCGCUUUUUUUCUUUGAUGAGUAUACUACUAACACACUUGAUCACAGCCAGUUGGUCAAGUUGUUAGAUGUAGAACUUGGUAUAAUAAUGUAUGAUGAUCUCUACACAAAGGCGCCAUUGCUGCGUAAAAGGAGUGGAAUCAUACUCCGCUGCAUCUCUCAGGUGUCUGCUAUUGUUGCUCUUGUGCUCUUCUGUAUUACUAGCAAAAAACAAGAAGAUAGAUAUGGCAGAGCUGACAUUGUUAUCACUUACAUAUUAUUUACCGGAAGUUUACUUCUAGAAGUUUGUGCAAUGAUUACGAUGUUGGCAUCACCUUGGACAUGGGCAUGGCUGGAGGCUGAAGGGUACCAAAGGCUCGCUUCCAUAUCCAGGUUUCUUCUCUCCAGCAAAGUGUUUGGAUUGCCCGAGACUAGGCUGUUGUGGUCAGGAAUAAUGGGGCAGUACAGCCUUUUAAGGUAUAUAGGCUUCAACGAGCAGGUAAACCUCUCCCAGCGAGUGAUGAGCAUGAUCAGGAAGAUGGCUGGAGCAUUGGGCAUUGGGGAAGCGAAGAACCUAUUCUGGUUAAGCAAGCUGUUGGACACCACGAGCGAGGUGGUGGAUGACAAGAUCACUGAGUUUCUAGUGGACGAGAUUCGACAUUUUACACAUGGGGGCCAAAGGCAGUGGCCACAUCUCGGUCCAUUCUUGAAGGAAACAGUAACAUUGAGGACGGAUUUUGUUACUACCAUAUCCCUGUUGCAUCUAAUGACAGAGAUUCAUUUAAGUGAGGUGUCAGCUUCCACUUCUGGUGACAUUGGCGGGGAUUCCGCUGCUCUGGCCAAUGUCUGCCGGAAGCUCUCUAACUACAUGUUCUACCUUGUUGUUGCACACCCAGCUUCUGCUUCCUUGCUACUGGUAGCCGCUGGCAGUCCUGAAUCUGCAAUAGAGAAAGUUCGUGAGAAUUUUUUGGCUGUGUUGAGCGAGAGCAAGGAUGACACUCUGCACGCAGCCAGCAUAGAAAUCCGAAAAUUAGUUGAGUUACCUUUGACUGAGAGAUAUGAAGAAACACUUGAGGAGCUGAAAAACAUGUGGCUGAGGCUUCUUAUCUAUGCUGCCGGCAAGUCACGCCCGGAGGAGCACGCUGCACAGCUGGCCAAAGGAGGGGAGCUCAUCACCUUCGUCUGGCUGCUCAUGGCCCAUUAUAAGCUUGGGGAUUGCGGGAGCCAACGGAUCGAUCUUACACAGGCACGAGGAAAUGAUCCGGACAUACCUCCUCUUGCCCUCCGCGCCUUCAACCUCUAA
This is a messenger RNA of Lolium rigidum, 2093 nucleotides long. RefSeq lists its product as uncharacterized. The coding region runs from base 126 to 2093 and encodes 655 amino acids. NCBI's taxonomy places the organism in Eukaryota, Viridiplantae, Streptophyta, Magnoliopsida, Poales, Poaceae. The transcript has 2 exons. The record is from RefSeq and is a predicted model, not a curated record.